This is a messenger RNA of Colletotrichum scovillei, 1839 nucleotides long. Its product is annotated as WD repeat domain-containing protein. Bases 163 to 1839 code for a protein of 558 amino acids. Gene Ontology annotation, biological process: proteasome-mediated ubiquitin-dependent protein catabolic process. Gene Ontology annotation, cellular component: Cul4-RING E3 ubiquitin ligase complex. The record is from RefSeq and is a predicted model, not a curated record. Gene Ontology annotation, molecular function: protein binding. The transcript has 7 exons. NCBI's taxonomy places the organism in Eukaryota, Fungi, Ascomycota, Sordariomycetes, Glomerellales, Glomerellaceae.
ACGUCAGCCUUAGAACGCACCACGUACAUAUAGCUCGGCAUCUAAACGAUUGCCACGGACAUUCUUGCAUAGGACCCUCCAUCACACGUCGGCAGUCUCAAAUCCGAGCUCCGUUGUAUCACUAAGCAUCAAUCCGAACUUCCGUGUGAACCCAAAGCCAAAAUGGACGACUCUGGGGACAGCAUUCGAUCGCCAUCAGCAAGCAUGAAUUUGAUUGAAGAGGAUGAUGAGCCUGCCUGGACUUAUACCUAUGAUCCGGAAGAUGCCGAAGGAAUGGACGACGACGAUGAGUACGACCCCGACUUUCAAGAUGAGCCAGAGGAAGAAGACGGGGACGACGAUGAUGAGUUUCACGAUGCUGAGGACGGCGAGGACAGCAACGUAGAGGUGGAAGUGUUCAUGGGUGCUGGCGACGAGGACGACGAUGAUGCUGAGGAAGACGGCAUGGCCGCUAAUCCAAUAUCGAGACUCAUGACUCUCAUCACUGGUGCUGCGGGCAACGGAACAGGGUUUCUUACACGAGCACAGUUGCUAGGCCUCAUUCAAAGUGGCGAAGUGACAUUACGCACCACUCACGACGAAGAAGACGAUGACGAAGAUAUUGGCUGGGGAAGAAGACGGAGACGGCCUCGCGCACGGGAGCCGAAUCGGUUCCCUAAAGUACCGAGCGAGGAGGGCACGAAGUUGAUGCACUCUGGCGUUUUCGGCGCAAACGAUUAUCGAGUGACGAAGAAGAAGCAACUGGCACGCAGGAUAUUAGACCGUGAGCUCGGUCUGGGGGAUAGGCGUGACCGGAAGCAGAACCAAGAUCUCAUGGCCCAGGGAAUGAUACCCUCGACAAACCCCGAAAUGAUUGUGCACUACGACGACCCUGUGUAUUCCGGCCAGUUCUCCGACGACGGUAAUUUCUUUUACGCCUGCGGUCACGACUUCAAGGUCCGCAUGUACGACACAUCGAAUCCGUACAAUUGGAAAUAUUACAAGACGGUUAAUUACCCCUGGGGACAGUGGACACUGACCGACGCAUCCUUGAGUCCUGACAACCGCUGGCUUGCUUAUACAUCAAUUCAAAGCAACGUUUGUCUGGCACCUACGGAUCCCAACGACACGGGAGACCCAUACACUUUGGAUCUGGCAGAGAGGAGUGCGGGAACUCGACACGCAGGAUGGCGAUCGAGACAUUCCUUUUUUGGUCUGUCAGAUUUUCGGGAGAGGUCGUCGAUCGUCGUCUACGACAUUGAAUCGCGCACUGUAUUACACAAUGUCGUCGGGCACGAAGACGACGUGAACGCUGUGUGCUUUGCGGACAAGUCUUCUCCGCACAUUCUCUACUCUGGAUCGGACGAUGCCACAAUUAAAGUCUGGGAUCGACGUAGCAUGGGAGACGGCCGGCCAGCUGGCGCUUUCGUGGGCCAUGUCGAAGGUCUCACGUACAUUGACAGUAAAGGCGACGGUCGAUACAUUCUGAGUAACGGCAAGGACCAGACAAUGAAGCUUUGGGACUUGAGGAUGGUCAUGUCCACGGCCAAGUACGACGAGGACGAAGACUGGUUCCGCACCCCAACGAUAACUCGAAGGCCACCAGAACUCGCGGCCACUGGAGCGCAGAUACCGUAUAUAUCACGGCGACGACUUCCCGGUUGGAACACGUGCGUGCGCGACUCCUUCAUAUUUCUGCGAGUUUCGGUCUAUACGUCUGCAUGGAACGGAUUCAACAUGGCUCACGGGACCUGCACGCUGCAUUCGUACAAUGAAGCCGAAGAUGACGAGGCAGAGCCGCCAAUGGGUCGCAAUGUCGACGAGAAGCUGCGCCCCGUUGGCGAAUCAUUCCAAAGCUAG